Molecule: messenger RNA, 1833 nt
Organism: Pediculus humanus corporis (human body louse)
Lineage: Eukaryota; Metazoa; Arthropoda; Insecta; Psocodea; Pediculidae
Product: arylsulfatase B precursor, putative
Exons: 7
Coding region: 1-1833 (610 amino acids)
Source: RefSeq, a predicted model, not a curated record
AUGAUGGAAACGUGGAAGAAUAUGAAAAUAAUAUUUUUCAUAAUUAUAAAUUUAUAUUUAUUACCGAGAAAAACGUCUUCUGCUCCUUCGUCUUCGAACAACAACAACAAUGGCAAACAACCAAAUAUAAUAUUUAUUUUAGCCGAUGAUCUCGGUUGGAAUGAUUUAAGUUUUCACGGUAGCGAUCAAAUACAGACGCCAAAUUUAGAUGCUUUAGCUUAUAAUGGCGUCAUACUUAAUUCUCAAUAUGUUUUACCCGUUUGCACGCCAUCGAGAGCCGCACUCAUGACCGGAAUGUAUCCCAUUCACAACGGUAUGCAAGGUCUUCCCUUGGAAGCAUCCGAACCUCGCGCUUUACCAGCCGGAAAACUUUUACCUUCUUAUCUGAAAGAUUUGGGUUAUACAACUCGUAUGGUUGGAAAAUGGCAUUUGGGUUAUUAUCAAAAAGAAUUCACACCGACGUACAGAGGUUUCGAUUCUCAUUUGGGAUACUGGAACGGAAUAGUCAGCUAUUACGAUUACAUACUUCAAGAAGAUGAUAAUAGAAAACCUAGGAGUAGUCUUAACGGUUUCGAUAUGAGGAGAAACAUAACUCCAGCUUAUGAUCUUCAAGGUCGUUAUGCCACAGAAAUGUUUACGGACGAAGCGGUUCAUUUGAUACGGAGUCAUAAUAAAAACACGCCAUUAUUUUUAUACAUGAGCCAUCUUGCCGUGCACGCUGGAAAUCCCGGAAAAUUUUUGGAAGCUCCCCAAGAAGCUAUAAAUAAAUUUUUACACAUAGCCGAUCCGAACAGGAGAACUUUUGCUGGUAUGGUACAAAAAUUAGACGAAUCCGUCGGUAGACUAAUAGCCGCUCUCGAGGAAUCAAACAUGCUUCACAAUUCCAUAAUCGUUUUCUCUGCCGACAAUGGUGCUCCGACAAUCGGCGGAUACCCGAAUUGGGGAUCUAAUUACCCGUUGAGAGGUAUCAAGGAAACCCUCUGGGAAGGUGGUACUCGUGGCGUAUCGUUCAUAUGGAGUCCCCUGAUAAAAAACACGCCGAGAGUUUCGAACGAAUUGAUACACAUUUCCGAUUGGUUGCCGACACUUUAUGCAGCUGCUGGUGGAAACAUGGAAAAUGUUAAAAAUUUAGAUGGUGUUAAUCAAUGGCCGAGCAUUUCGGAAAAUCUACCAUCGGAAAGAAAUGAAAUUUUACUCAACAUCGAUGAAAUCCUUCAAACGGCAGCCAUUCGUAUGAACAGUAGAAAAUAUCAUUGGAAAUUAGUCGUCGGUACGGUUAACAACGGAACAUACGACGAAUAUUUCGGAGAAGGUACGAAUAAAUUCCCGGAAAAUAAUCCACCGUACGAUUUCAACGCUGUGGCAAAUUCGCAAGUUUACAGAACUCUCGAAAGGCUCGCGCAAAAAAGGUUGCUGACGUAUCCGACGUCGAAAGAAAAAAUGAAGGUGUUGAGAAGAGAUGCGACGAUAAGAUGCGAUUAUAAAAUAAUAAAUCCGAAUCGGUGCAAUCCCUCGGAUGGACCAAAUCAAGUUUGCCUCUACGACAUUAAACGCGAUCCGUGCGAACUAAAUAAUUUGACGCCAUUUUAUCCGAACGUUGCGAGUUAUUUGUUCAGAGCUUUGGUUCAACACAGGGAAUCACUCGUGCCGCAAGAGAGUAAAGAAUUGCAACAGGAUUUAGCGGAUCCGGUUAAUUUUAACGGUACUUGGACUCCGUGGAUCGAUAGCAACGGCGUCCCUUUCGUCGUCACACGUUCCGGAACCGGAAAUUUCAAUAUCGAUCCGUUAAGCGUUCUAACGUCAGAUUAUAAAGAUUCAUUUUUAACAAGAUAA